AUGGCAGCUCUAAGGAUCUCAGCCUUGACUUUGUCGCGCAAAGCGCUGACUACCUGUGGGCCACGACUCUCUCUCGGAGUCCGCGCCAGCGUGCGCCCCUUGCAAGCAUGCGCUACCAUCCCAUCUUUAAAAUACUCCACAUCUGCGCCAGUACAAUCUCCCGCGCCCAAGCUUGAGCGUGGCGGCUCAAAGCUUUUCAAAGAUGCAGACGCCGCUGUCGCCGACAUCAAGAGUGGAUCGACAAUCCUGAGUUCAGGGUUUGGUCUUUGCGGGGUUGCAGAAACUCUCAUUAAUGCUAUGCACCGCCGAGGCGCCGAACAAUUACACUCUUUGACAGCUAUUUCGAACAAUGCCGGCGUGGCGGGCAAGGGAGGCCUUUCUACACUUACGAAGAACGGCCAGGUCGGUCGUCUGAUCCUUUCAUACCUUGGGAACAACAAAGAGUUAGAGAAGAAAUACUUGACGGGGAGAAUUGCUAUCGAGCUUUGUCCGCAAGGGACUUUGGCUGAGCGGCUGCGAGCCGGAGGCGCUGGGAUUCCGGCUUUUUUUACGCCGACGGGAGUUCACACGUUUAUCCAGGAGGGAAAGAUCCCUGUUCGCAUGGAUGAGUCUGGUAAAGUCCUGGAGACUGGAAAGCCACGGGAGACCCGAGAGUUCAAUGGCAAGACAUAUCUCAUGGAAGAGGCCAUAACCGGCGACGUGGCUAUUCUCAGAGCCUGGAAAGCGGAUGAGGCUGGUAAUUGCGUGUUCCGAUACACCACCAAAGCAUUUGGCCCUAUCAUGGCCAAAGCAGCGACGCUGACUAUUGUGGAGGCUGAGAACAUCGUCCCGGUUGGAUCGAUAGACCCGAAUGACGUCGAUUUACCGGGCAUUUUCGUGGAUCGCAUUGUGCCGAGCACGGCCGAGAAACAAAUUGAGAUCAAGAAGCUACGCUCGGAGGAAAGUGCGACUGGGUCAGCAGGAGAUGCGGCUCAGAUUCAAAGAGAGCGCAUUGGGCGUCGUGCGGCGAAGGAGCUCAAGCCGGGAUACUAUGUUAACCUGGGCGUUGGUAUUCCCACGUUGGCACCAUCUUUCUUGCCGAAGGAGGUUAAGGUCUGGAUUCAAUCGGAGAAUGGGAUCUUGGGAAUGGGCGACUAUCCCACCGAAGAAGAACUGGAUGCCGACAUCAUCAACGCUGGAAAAGAGACAGUGACAUUGGUCCCUGGAGCCGCCACAUUCGACAGCACCGAGUCAUUCGGCAUGAUCCGCGGAGGCCACGUAGACGUGUCUAUUCUCGGUGCGUUGCAAGUCAGUGCUAACGGGGAUCUGGCCAACUACAUGAUUCCCGGAAAGGUGUUUAAGGGUAUGGGCGGAGCAAUGGAUUUGAUUUCCAAUCCGGAUAAAACCAAGAUUGUGGUUGCUACAAGCCAUACGGCGAAAGAUGGGAGUCCGAAGAUCGUACAGAAAUGUAGCCUUCCGUUGACUGGUGCUAAUGUUGUUAGCACUAUCAUCACAGACCUGUGUGUCUUCCAGGUGGAUCGAGCUACUGGAAAGCUUACGCUGACGGAGCUUGCACCGGGUGUUGAAGUUGAGGAGGUGCAGAGUAAGACGGAUGCUGAGUUUAGCAUCGCUGCGGAGCUUGAGAUUAUGGAGUAG
Molecule: messenger RNA, 1635 nt
Organism: Penicillium bovifimosum
Lineage: Eukaryota; Fungi; Ascomycota; Eurotiomycetes; Eurotiales; Aspergillaceae
Product: 3-oxoacid CoA-transferase
Exons: 7
Coding region: 1-1635 (544 amino acids)
Biological process (GO): ketone body catabolic process
Molecular function (GO): succinyl-CoA:3-oxo-acid CoA-transferase activity
Source: RefSeq, a predicted model, not a curated record